UCUCUCCACAGUGAUUUAUCGUUCAACAAGUUGCAGUCAUUACCUGAUGACGUGUUUGCUAGACUAAAUCAAUUACACAUUCUGUAAGUAAAAGGUGAAAACCAAUGUAGCAAGUAAUCGGUUCUCCUGUCCCAAAUGGAAGAAUACAAUCAAUAAUUAAUCAGGUCGAGAUCGCCACCCCUCAAAACGUUUACCCUCUUAAACAACUUGAGUAUGUGACCCAAUGCGGAGUGAAUUUCAUAAUUUUCUAAAUUUUGAACAAUCUUUGUCACUUGCCUCCGAGAAGUUUGAAAUAAAUGCAAUUCUUUUUUUUCAUAGGUAGGCUACUAGUGACAUCUAUUUUCCUGAACAACUUAUUGCAAUUUCCAAAGGAUGAAAACACCUCUCUAAAAUGACAAUAACCCGCUCCUGUUCAAUGCUUGAUAUCUCAGGAGUAUAAUAUUUUCCCCUGUUUUUAGGAUGCUAGCCUUCAACAGGAUCACUCACAUUAAUAAACACACAUUCAGAGGACUUUCCAGUUUGACCACACUGUAAGUGUCCUUUAUAUACUCUUCUUAAGAGUUGUAAGUCAGGGGUUUAAAUAACGUUUUUCAUAAGCAGCGUAUUAGGUAUAGUAAGUGUAAAGUUGUGUAGUAGGUGACUGUGCCCGGAGAAGAGGCCUUUUCUAGGCCUUGUCCCUAGGAAAAAAAAUUUGAAACUUAGAGCUCAAAAAUGUCAUUUCCACCACCAUGAGCAUCAAAAAGUGUACUAUUUUUGUUAUUAUUUUCAUCGACACCUUUGUAAUGUGCAAGCUAUUCUUAACCAAUCAGAACACUUCGUUGUGGAGCGUUCGUGGAUAAACGAAGCAAAUUCGGAAAUCAAUGUCUAGCGGGGAGGCUCUCGUCUCAAGACCUCUUCCCCCAACGGCUCGAAACUCACUCGUUUGAAAGCUCACGCGAAACCCAAACACGAGAGCCUGUCUGCAAGCUAAUCAGACGGCGGUAAGAGGUAGUGGUAGAUCACCAGUUAAUUGCUUUUACUGAAAGCCUGUCAGUACGUCCACUGUAGCGUGGUAAACAAAAGAGUUGCUGUGCCGCACGUACAGGGCUUUUAGUCAUUUUUAUAAAUGAUUAAACCAUCUUAACCUCCGAUAACUUCUCUAUUUAAAAAAACUUUACAACUAAUUCAAACAUUGCAUUCUAGAGAAGUGUAAGUCAGGAGUUUCAAUGACUUUUUCCAUGAGCGAUAAUUCAUCAUAUCAUGCUCAACCUCACCCAAUAUUUGCUUAAUAUCAACAAAAGUAAUAAGGAUAGAACGUGCGUUCCUUUUGGUUAAUGAGUGUGUAUGCACGGUUGUAAACUUUUAAGAUUCACGUGCGUUUCAAAAAAGUCAUAAAGGACUUUCGCACCAAUUAAAAAGUUUCUUUAGUGGAGAGUAGUAGCGGAUUGAAAAAGAAUCAUUUGGCUAGUUAAAUCGUUUAUUCAAUUGAUAAUACAUUUACCUAUGUAACGUUUACGAACUUUUCUUCUUUUCUCAAUCAAUCAUUUUCUUCACAAGUUGGGAAUUUUCUUUUUAAUGUUAUUACGAAUCAAUGCUAAUCAAAAAAACCUUCCAUUUAAAAUGUAUUACAGUUCACACGGCAACCAGGUGGACAAUCAGACAUGGUUUGGUGCUACUCUGGUUUACAGAUUUAAUGAAUGUAACCGAAGAAGUUACAAUUCAUAGACCCAACGUUUCGACACUCCUGUCUAGUGCCUAGGGGUGAUCUAAACGCUGCAACAAGAGGUCCUUUCAUAUGAUCACUAAUUAGCUGCCUUUUUUUUCUGACGAGGUGUAAAUAGGCGUCAGCAAGUAAGCCACCAUCAUCACGAUUUAAAGGAGCGCGGGCGGAGUUGAUAUGCCAAGCUUCCAAACAAAGGCGCUCGUGGUAACGCCGAUUGGUGGUGAUAAUUUUAGACUUAUCCCACACAAUUUUAUGGUUAGUUAGGCAUGUGUGCUCCGAUAAAGCUGAAUUUUCUUUUUUGCAAAAGAAAACCGCCUUUUGAUGAUCUUUCAAACGUGUACCAAACUGACUUUUUGUGCUGUCCAAUGUAUUCGUUGUCACAGUCAUUGCAAGGAAAAGAAUAAAUGGCGUCGGUUCGUUGUUCUUUCGUAACAGGAUCCUUAGAUUUUGCGAAAAUAUGCCCCAAAGUCUGAAAAAGGUUUUUGAGCAACUUUAACGUUGUGACUUUUCACGCUCAAGGGUGAAUUGGAUAGACGGCUCUACUGAAUUCAAAUGCGAUAGGAGGCGCUCCGCUUCAUUUCCGGAUACCGCAAAAAUAACAUCAUCGACAUAUCGUUUCCAGAAAAGGGUUUAACCGGUGAAAUAGCUAAGGCCCUUUGUUCCACGUCUUCCAUUACCAUGUUGGCAAUAACAGCAGAGACGGGCGGACCCAUAGCUGUACCAAAAACUUGUUGAUAGUUAGUGCCGUUAUAUACAAAUUGCAUGGUUUUGAGGCAAAAAGACAGCAGAUGAAUAAUAUCCUCCACAGGCAAAGAAGUUCUUUGUCAUAGGGAAGCAUCUUCUCUGAGUCUCUCCUCCGCGACCUUUACGGCAACAUCAACUGGGAUUUUAGUGAAGAGCGAAACAACGUCGAAAGAUACUAAUUCUUCACAAGCGUUAAGAGUCUUAUCACUUAUGAAAUCCGCAAAUUCGCACGAAUUUUUGACAUUGUAAUCUGUAUUCCCAACAACAGGCGACAAAAUUCUCGCAAGAUAACCAGAAAUUGCAUCAGUCGGAGAAUUAACAAAAGAGACAAUGGGUCUCAAAGGAAUUCCCGGUUUAUGAAUUUUAGGUACUGUAUAACAUUUUGUACGUAGAGUCACUAAUCUUACCAGCUUUUUUUCAAAUCAAGCAACAUUUUGUUUAACUUUCUUUGAGUUUUACAGAUAGGAUCAGAGUUUAAGACUGCAUACGUACUCUUGUCAUUAAGUAGAGACAAAGCUUUGUCGUGAUAUUGCUGUUUGUCCCUUACCACAACACAAUUACCCUUGUCAGCAGAUAACACGAGCCUGUCCGGAUCCUUUUUAAGAGCUAUAAGCGCAUUGAAAACAUCCUUUUGAAUGUUUUUUGGGAGGAGGUUUAGCACGCCUGAGUAUGCAGUUACUUUUGUUCUUACCAAGUUUCUACGUUCGUCGUUGAGUUGAGAGAUGCUCUCCUCGACAGCGGCGACAAUUUCAGCAGUCGGUAUUUUGCGAGGAGCAAUAGAAAACUUCAGACCCUUCUCGAAACCACUCCGUUCCAACGCGGAUAACUCCUCGAAGGAAGGUUCAUGACCCAUUUAUCUUUAAGAGAUGAGCCUGAAUUAACAGGAGACCUCUUACUGAACAAAUGACGGAAUUUUCUGUCGUGUUUCUCUCUCUGUUUGGUAACUUUUUCAAACUUCAUCUAGCGCCUGAUGAAGGCACUAGACAGGAGUGUCGAAACGUUGGGUCUAUGAAUUGUAACUUCUUCUUUUACAUUCAUUAAAUCUGUAAACCAGAGUACAUCAAACCAUGUCUGAACCUUACAUUUAUUCCCAAAGACGCUUUGAUGAAACUCCUCGCCUGGAAUCAUUGUAAGAAUAAACUUUGGUUCAGACAUCUUCCUCACAUCUUAAAAUGUUGUAACAUGUGUAUCGUAGUGUAUCAUUACAAGUUACAGGAUAAGAUAUGAGUAGCUUCGGUCUCCAAGAUGUAUCCCGGUUGCAGUUAGUCAGUAAAAAGGUUACCUUUUCUUAUUUUCUCAGUGAAAAAUAUUUUGAUUGAGAGGAGAAGAUCACCGAAACAUAUUUUUUUUCCGCAGGCUUCUUCACAGUAAUGCAAUUAAAACUAUUGAAAGCAAGGCUUUUGACGGACUUGUACUGGAGCAGUUGUGAGUAAAUUGACGAAUCGACUGAUUCCCUUUAAAGCUCUGGAGAGGAGAUAAAUUUCACGGGUUGAACGUCUUUUUUUUCUGAUCGAUGAUAUCGAGAGCUUUUGCAAUGUCUAUUAAAUCGUUUCUUGUGUAAUAAGUAGAUAUUUUAUUUUCAGAACCAUCUUUGAUAAUCCUUUCAACUCAUUACCAGAUGGAAUUUUCGACAAAAUGACAAACCAUACCAAAGUGUAAGUCAAGCCGUAUGGCUUAAACACAUGUCUUACAGUAUUUUACUAGAAACUGAAGUUAGAGGUGGACUCCUAGAUUGUAGACACUCCAAAAUGUACCUUAUAUAUUCUCCAGUUAACCUGGAAAAUUACUGCUAAAUUCCAUAAGUUAUCAUGAUCAUUUCCAAAAGUAUUUUUAACAUACCUAGGAACGCAAGACAAAAUGAUGUAUAUUUACGAGAAGACGACAGUACUCUUAACGCCGAAACAAACAUAUUACUAUUAUUAUCAUCAUCAUUAUUAUUGUCGUCGUCGUUGAUAUCUUCAUCAUUAUCGUUACAGUUGUUGUGUUGUAGUUUUAUUGGUCAGUAGUUCUCACUUUCGAGUAAUUUGAGGGGAGGAGGCGAAUUAUCAGGUGUUGAACUGUUUUACAAUCCGAGCGAAGAAGCAAAACCUCAAGUCACUUAAAGCUAUGGAAACCUGAGUUUGCUUUGGCGACGUAGGUCUUUUGACUAAUUGCUAUUGCCACCAUUCUCAAAUGAUCACGUUGCCUUUUUACAUCCAAUCAGUUUCAAUUCGACUUAUUCAUAACCAAGUUGUUUACAGGUCACUGACGUGUGGAAAUCUUCGUCAGCUGCCACUGGGAAAAUAUGUGUCACAAAUGUAAGUAGGCUUUAAGUUUCGCUUUUAUUUUUGUACACCCUAUCGAAUCAGCUUCAACAUUUUCCACUGAUGGACAUCUAUGCUAUCGAUUAUGCGGCUUCUUUGAAUUAAGAAGUUCAAUAUGUGUAGUAAUGAAAAAGUUAGCCUUAUGAGAUAAAGUUUUUCUUGGUCUAGUUAUGAUACUCUGCAAGUCUUGAAAGUAGCUCAAGCGUCGUCUCCACAAGAGGACGUUGUCCAGUGCGAAUUCAUCCCCUGGCCUCUGUUACACCAAAAUUUUCAUAAAUCUUAACCGCUUUCAUGUUAUUUUAAUGAGGGUUUUAGUUUGAUCUCAAUCUUUUUGGGAAUACUCACUUGGUUAAAUUUAUCAGUGCACACCUCGAAAGCGAGGCUUGGUGGGAGAAAUCGAGUUCUACUACGUAAACAUGCGUGGGACCUCUGGAUUGGUCUGCAGGCCUAAGUACCUGAGUUCAUAUGGCAUGUAUCAAAAAUAUCAUAAUGGAAAAUGUAAGAAUUUUUAAAAGCAUACAUUUUAAUUAUUUGCACUUGUUAGACAUGAUCUCAAGGUUAGGGCAAGUUCGGUCCUGCGCUCCACUGGGUUUAAACCAUCCUCAAAUCCAGUGCGAGCUUACGGGUUUAUUGUCGUCUCAUUUACAGGUCUCUCUUCUUAUGGGGAAACUUAAAAUGUUUUUCCAAGCGAGUUUCUGAUUUAUUGUCAUUAUCCCUCAGUGAGUGUGCUCCCUCGACAUCUAUGCACGUCAUUUUGGACAACGACCUAAGUUUCUUCAGAUUUGGCUUUGAACGCUCAGGUUUUUUGUGCCGCGACUGUACAACCCAUAAAAAACAAACUUUGUUCGUUCAGUGUAGAAACUGCAGUCUCUGUCCAGUUGGUACCUACACGCAUACUGAUGAAAACCGUUGUCUAGAGUGUCCUGCAGGUAAUGAGAAUAAUCACCUAUUUCAUCUUUAAUGUAAAUAAUGAUAUAAAUAAUAAUGUAAAAGAUUUAGAUAGCACCGUUUCUACAAAGUAUCCAACAGCGCUUUUCAAAUAUUGAAAAUCAUUUGAUAAAAUAAUGAAGAAUAGAAUAUCAGUUAAAAUAUAUUUCAAAGAAAGGCCUAAGUCACAUAAUUAAAACUUUAUAAUGUGUCAACUAAAGAUUCGUUUAAAAUGAAAAGCCUUCGGCUUAAAUUUAAAGGGGGUCAUCGACCUCCAGCUCCUCAUAACCUGUAAAAGAGAAUUCCAUAAUACUGGUGCAUUAAUAUGGCAAAAACAUGCUGUUGUAUUCGGCACGCGGGCAACGACUGCGCAAUUGUAUCCCGGUCGGGAUACAUUUGAAUUUGAUCAGGAGCACGUGACCAAGAAUCAACCAAUCACAGUGCUCGUUUGUUGAGUGAAAGUCUAGGUAUAUAACAAAGCUCUUUGACCAUACAACUGAAGAUUGUAUCUUGGUGUUACAAGUUAAAUUUACAAGAGGAUUGCAAGGUCUUAAAGUACCUGUAAGUAAAUAAGCGCCAUAUUAUUUAACGAUUUGAAAGUUAAAAGUAGAGUUUUAUAAUCACUCUGCUCGGCCACUGGAACGCAAGUGUAUCUUUCUCAACUUUCUCAAUAUCAUAACCAAAAGCAAGCAACAAAUAACAACUUGAAACAUUGCGUAAAAAAUAACAUUUAUAAAAAUGUUUCUACUCUGUAAUUGUAUUUAACAAUUGAAUCUCUCCCAACCCACUCGUGGAGCUAAAUCCUUGUUUUAUGAUAUGAUAUCUUCACAGGUGGCUUUUAUCAGGAUGAAAUGGGACAAGUUGGAUCUAAAAAAUGCAGUAAUGGUACAUUUGUUUCUGAACAGCGAAGUCCUGGUACCAAAGCUACCGACUGCGUGGCAUGUCCAUAUGGUAAGUGUAGUGUUCGAUUUGGGCAAACUGCACCAUUCUUCGAUUAAAAUAUACCUUGGGUGACACUAAGUUUUAAUAAAAGGAUUGUCACAGCUAUUUCUUUAACACAUAGCAGUCACAGAACACAGUCAACUGUAGUGUACUGUCAGAAACCCUCUUUACAGAACAGAAAGAUGAGCUGAGAUUACUUGCUCAAUUGUACUUUUUUUUUUUCGGUUGUUAUUUAUUUUUGGCGAAAUUCAAAGAUAUCUCAUUUUAAAGUAUAUCCAUUUACUUCGCUGGUGAAGUCGUAUUUCUUGGUUGAUUCAAAGAGGAGAGUAAGUGGAUUCAUGGAAAAGCCCUUUUAUGAAUGCUUUAUUAUAAUUGCUGAGAAAAGAAACAUUCCUUCCCAGGUACGAUCUCCAACGAGACUGCUGAAUAUCGUGCAUGCAGAUGCCUACACAACUUCUAUCGGUUGGAUCGUUUUGGCCCGUGCACAGCAUGUCCGCCAAACGGUUUUGUUUGUGAGAAGGAUAUAGCAAUACUUGCUCCUAACUAUUUCUGGAAAUGGGUAGACCAUUCUGAAAAAGAACGUUUCAAGGGUUUUGUUAACAAUAUUCAUUCUUUUGGACCACACUACAACAAGUCAUAUUCCACGUUCGAUACUUCACUUCCAAAGCCACUCAAAUGUCCCCAUGCCAAGUCCUGCAAGGGUGGAAUUGACUCAGAAUGCCAUCAAGGAUAUCAAGGGACUUUGUGUGCAACUUGCUCUGAAGGCUUCUAUUUUCGCUUCAACUCUUGUUUGAAAUGUCCCCAGUUACCUGUUACUAUAACUUCAUCCAUCUUAGUAAUUGCUCUAUUUGUUGCUGUGUUUCUAAUGGUUCUUUGGGGUGACUCCAAACGUGCAGAGAAUAACCGGACAGUUGCGGAUGUCGUCAUGUCGUGCUUUAAGAUUGUGAUUGGUUUUUACCAAGUCAUCUCUGGUAUUUUCUCAGCAUUGGCGAAAGUCCAGUGGCCAGCCAUUUUGAUCUCAACGGAGAAGGUUCUAAAAGUAUUUGAAGGGAACAUCUUGCAGUUUGCCCCUCUUAGUUGCAUUCAUACUUCUCUACGGCUUGAUCAGCUUGGAAAGUUCACGAUGAUUGUUUUCAUGAAUGUCUCACUCGUUGGCUUGAUUUUCUUGUAUCUAUUUCUUAAAAAACGCUACAUCAUGAAUAAGGAGGACCUUGGCGAAGACCAGAGAGUGAUGGAAGUUAAGAGUUUGAAGAAAUCUUGCUAUCGGAAUAUUUUUCUAUUGUUGUUGACGACCUACCCCACGACGAGCAAAUCGAUUAUUCAGAUUCUACCUCUUCCUGGUGCAUGUGUAGAGACUUGUUUCACAGACGACAAGAGCGACUGCAUCUUCCUGCUAAGAGCUGACCACUCAAUCCAGUGUUUCACUCCUCGCCACAGCUUGUAUUGGCUCAUGGCUUCUAUUUUGGCAUUGUAUCCCGUGGGAUUUCCACUUCUGGCUCUGUUUCUCACUUACAAGUAUCGUGAGUCCCACGAAAACGAAGCGGUCUCUUUCGGACUCAGAGUGUUCUUUGAAAACUAUAAGAAGAAAUUUUGGUUCUGGGAAAUCACAGAGAUGUAUCGCAAGCUGAUUCUAACGUCAUUGAUUUUUCUUUUCGUAUCAAAGAGCCUUUCUCAAAUCGGUCUCACAGUUCUGACAGUCAGCGUCUUUGGAGUGGUCUACACCUUAUUCCGACCAAUAAAGAACAAGUUUGAAGACCGCUUACAAACAUUUGUUCUUUGGAUAAUUUUCUUUGACGUUUGUCUUGGUGCAGUUUACACAAACUGGGAUGAGAGUCAAGGAGAGGGCAAGAACGACUCCAUCUUUGUAAAUGUCCUGUUCGUGGUCCUUAACGCCUCUGUACUGUUGCUUUCCAUUGGUAAGUCAACUUGCUGCUCUGUUUCAUUAAAUGUGCAUUUCAGUCAUUUGCCAAAUAAAUCAAGGGAAGGUACCGUGGAUUGUGGUGGCUUUCUCAAUCCCUCAGUUUUUCCGUUUUCCGCGCCAUGAAAGUAUUAUGAUAAAAUCAUUAAGUAGCCUUGUCCAGGUUAUUUAGGAUAUUUGACUCUCUAAAACAUUGGCUCACACAAUUAUAAUCUUAAAGCAGAUCGCGAUGUUUGGUCAAUUCUUCCCGCAGGUUAACUUUUCCUGUAAGUAGAACUUUGAGACCUUGUUACCUGACAGCUUUUUAGGAUGUAGUUUACAAAAUAUAGCUGUUUCAACUUUAGGCAGUAUUAGUAGAAGACAAUAAACUGCGAAGUACAGUUGGAGUGUAAUGAAUAUUGAGAUCUUAGAAAAAAAUCCAAAUCAUUGUGCGAACGAAAUGUCAACACCCAUUCUCAAAACGCUUCUUAGCAAGAGCGAGAACAAAGACAGAUUUCAGAAAAAAGGGACUCCUUAUUGUUUUUAACCCUUUCGUGUAAGAUUACAUGUAUAAAUGAUGACCUCCAUCUUUUUCUUUCUCCUACUUUACAGGAAAAGGAAUUCUAUAUGUGAAGUCAAUUUGGAAGUACAUUACCUUCAACCCGAUCCGAUGUUUCAGCUUCCUUCGCCAAGGAGUAUCACGUCUCAAAAGUAGAGUGGUCACAAGAACAGGAACAUCCGAUGAACUUUCACCCUUGAUUGAAGAAAGAAACUGA
Pocillopora meandrina is the source of this 9291-nucleotide messenger RNA. The record is from the annotation of a GenBank genome assembly. Lineage: Eukaryota; Metazoa; Cnidaria; Anthozoa; Scleractinia; Pocilloporidae.